Molecule: messenger RNA, 2114 nt
Organism: Cynara cardunculus var. scolymus (artichoke)
Lineage: Eukaryota; Viridiplantae; Streptophyta; Magnoliopsida; Asterales; Asteraceae
Product: probable sugar phosphate/phosphate translocator At1g06470
Exons: 13
Coding region: 302-1768 (488 amino acids)
Biological process (GO): UDP-glucose transmembrane transport
Cellular component (GO): endoplasmic reticulum-Golgi intermediate compartment; cis-Golgi network; Golgi apparatus
Molecular function (GO): antiporter activity
Source: RefSeq, a predicted model, not a curated record
GACAGUUGAAGAUCUACACAUUUUGAACCUAAAUAAAUUCCAUCGGUGCUUGAAUUCUUCGGCAUUAUAGCAACUCUGUUCCAUCAUUUUACUUACCAAGGUAGUGUUUACGGAACUCUGAUCAGUUGGACUCGUGGGAUCGAUUUGGAUUCAGCUCAAUUUUAUGACUUAGGUCUACAUUGAUACUACAUAGAGCCAAUCUUACUGGGGAGGCUCUAUCCAUGUGGUAGUUCUUUUUGGUGAUAUCGAUCAAUCAUGGGAAUUGGGGUUUAAAUGGCUCUGACCACAAUUCGGGAACAAAAUGGUAGAGAGUGAUUUAAACACAGGAAAAACUGCUAAUAAUGAAAGACUUGGUUUCCAAAGGGAUCCUUCGUUCUCUGGAUGGUGUGACAAAGAUGGUAUAUACAGUCCAAUUGGUCUACAAGAGGAUGAUACUGUGAAUACAUCUGAACAGGACGAUAAUUUUGAAUUGCCAGUGCUUCAAGAAGUUGGGUUAAGGAGUGAGCAUCAAGCGGGUGGUAAAGGCCAACAUAGUCAGUCUCAGUUGCAUGGCAGUGACAAGACGGACAUGGUAUCUACUCCUAGCCCCAGAAGAGGAAAUAAAAAUGAGAAUCAUGCUUCUUUUGAUAUUGAAUAUGCUUAUGAUAGAGAGCUAGAUUCCCCAAAUACCAAUUUUGCUUACAAACAUGAAGCUGUUCGAUCAAGCUCCAAUAGUCCCUUUGCCAUUUCUGAUAUACUCAAGACAUUGUUUUUCAUACUUAUGUGGUACAUUUUCAGUACAUCAUUGACCUUGUAUAAUAAGACUCUACUGGGAGAUGAUAUGGGAAGAUUCCCUGCUCCCUUAUUGAUGAAUACAGUUCAUUUUACAAUGCAAGCUGUUCUAUCUAGGGGCAUCACAUACUUUUGGUCUCAAAGAUCUGAACCUACCAUAGCUAUGUCGUGGAAGGACUACUUUAUGAGAGUUGUACCCAUGUCUCUUGCGACAGCACUGGAUGUCAACUUGAGCAACGCAUCCCUUGUUUUUAUAUCUGUUUCAUUUGCCACCAUGUGCAAGUCUGCAUCUCCUAUAUUUCUCUUAAUAUUUGCUUUUGCAUUCAGGUUGGAGACUCCGAGUGUCAAACUUUUAGGCAUUAUUUUGAUAAUAUCUUUUGGCAUUUUAUUAACAGUUGCAAAAGAGACUGCAUUUGAAUUUUGGGGUUUCAUAUUUGUCAUGCUUGCUGCUGUAAUGUCGGGUUUCCGUUGGAGCAUGACUCAGAUCCUUCUUCAGAAAGAAGUCUAUGGUUUGAAAAAUCCUCUGAAGCUAAUGAGCUAUGUAGCUCCAGUAAUGGCCGUGGCAACAGCUUUGUUCUCGCUCAUUAUGGAUCCCUGGGAUGAAUUCAGAAAGAGUAGUUAUUUCGAUAGCUCAUGGCAUAUAACCCGGAGUGGCCUCCUGAUGCUUUUGGGAGGAACUCUCGCAUUUUUUAUGGUGUUGACAGAGUACAUUCUUGUUUCAGUAACAAGUGCAGUAACAGUGACUAUUGCUGGAGUUGUGAAGGAAGCUGUCACAAUACUGGUAGCUGUAUUUUACUUUCAUGAUGAAUUUACAUGGCUGAAAGGAGUUGGUCUUUUCACAAUCAUAUUUGGUGUGAGUCUAUUCAACUGGUACAAGUACCAAAAGUUACAAAAUAGAAUAGUAAGCGAAGAUGACACAGCAGAAUCUGGUGUCCCCGCAAAAUAUGUUAUUCUCGAGGAUACGGAGGACAUGGAUGAUGAGGAAAGUAGUCCCUGAUUGCUGGUUCAUCAUACUGUUACAUGCUCCAUUACAAAUGGAAAUAUAAUCUUGCAGCUGUUAUUUACCAACUCUACUUGUCAAAAGGAGCUUUUGAUGAUUAGCACAAAUGGUUCUCGUUCUCUUGUUCAAAGCUCGUUAUGAUUUGCAAAUGUACCCAUAACGAAAAUGCGGGAAAGGACUGGUAAUACGAGUACGAACCCUAAAUCAGUAAUAGCCAUUUUGCUUCUCUAGAUCCUAUGCAUAUUCCGGGGUUCAUUCUCUAGUUUCGUUGUUGGUGAAUAAGUAUCUACUUACAAACAUACCCUUGUUGUUUUUGGUGUAAAUGCCCCUGCAUGGUGAGUGG